Messenger RNA from Dromiciops gliroides (monito del monte), 1083 nucleotides. Its product is annotated as thioredoxin-like. Lineage: Eukaryota; Metazoa; Chordata; Mammalia; Microbiotheria; Microbiotheriidae. The transcript has 5 exons. Bases 599 to 916 code for a protein of 105 amino acids. Gene Ontology annotation, molecular function: protein-disulfide reductase activity. The record is from RefSeq and is a predicted model, not a curated record.
GGCCCGUGAGGCGGAGCCUACACUUACUUUCUUGCAUCUCCCGCAGAGAGAAGCACCUACUGGCAAGGUUCCGGCACCCAAAUCACCCGGACCUACCAAGUCACCCGGCCCUACCAAGUCACCGGGACCUACCAGGUCACCCGGACCUAUCAAGUCACCCGGAAGCAAGUUACUCGGACUCUUCAAGGCACCCAAAUCUCUAGCUCACCGCCGGACCAGCGCCCCGCCGCCGCCGCCGCCGCCGCCUCCUCCUCCUCCUCCUCCUCCGCCUCCGGCGCCUCCCGUGCCUGCAGCACCUUCCGCGCCUCCCAAGCCGCCCGCGCCUCCCAAGCCGCCCGCGCCUCCCAAGCCGCCGGCGCUUCCCAAGCCGCCCGCUCCUCCUCCCGAGCCUCCAGCUCCUCCCAAACCGCCCGCUCCUCCCGAGCCGCCCGCUCCUCCCGCUCCUCCUAAACCGCCCGCUCCUCCCAAGCCGCCCCAUCUUCCCGAGCCGCCCGCGCCUCCCGAGCAGCCGAAGCCUCCCAAGCCGCCCGAUCUUCCCGAGCCGCCCGCGCCUCCCAAGCAGUCGGAGCCUCCGGGGCAGCCCGAACCGUCGGAAAAGAUGGUGAAACAGAUCGAGAGCAAGGAAAACUUUGACUCAGAAUUGAAAGAUGCUGGAGGCAAAUUAGUAGUAGUUGACUUCUCAGCUACAUGGUGUGGACCAUGCAAAAUGAUCAAGCCUUUCUUUCAUUCACUUGGUGAAAAGUACCCAGAUGUGGUUUUCCUAGAAGUGGAUGUAGAUGACUGUCAGGAUAUUGCUGCAGAGUGUGAAGUGAAAUGCAUGCCAACAUUUCAAUUCUUUAAAAAUGGAAAAAAGGUGAGUGAAUUUUCUGGAGCCAAUAAGGAAAAGCUCGAAUCAACCAUUAAUGAAUUUAAGUAAUUGUGGAUCCUGUGAACAGUGUGAACAACUGUCAGCUGUCUAAAUUAUAUAGCUUAUAAUUUUUUUCUAUUUCCAAAAAAAAAAAAGAUCAAGUGUAACAAGAGUAUGUAUCCAAAUAACAUUUGACUGUAAAUGACAAUAAAAUGUAAAUCCUACCCUUUUGAAAA